Molecule: messenger RNA, 672 nt
Organism: Musa acuminata AAA Group (dessert banana)
Lineage: Eukaryota; Viridiplantae; Streptophyta; Magnoliopsida; Zingiberales; Musaceae
Exons: 1
Coding region: 33-581 (182 amino acids)
Source: RefSeq, a predicted model, not a curated record
UUAUCCUCUAUGUUUGGUCACCAGUUCCAACCAUGAACUGCGUCCUCCACCUCAAGCCUCACCUUCGCAUCUCGAUGAAUGGCCACCGCCCCGUUCGAUCCCCUACACCACCAUCACCACCACCACCACCACCUUCAAAGCUCCAAUCGAACUCAUCACCCCUCAAUCACGCACCAACAGCAGCCACCGUCAAAUCCGAGGCCCCGACACCCGUGGAAAAGGAGAAAGCGGAAACCAUCCCUGACGCUGAGCUCCCGAGGUGGUUGCUCCUCGGUGGCGCUUCUCUCGGCCUCGCGCUUCUUCUCAUGGGGAUCGACCCGCAGCGCCAGGCUCUGGCCCUGGGGCCCGAAGGCCCUCUGAUGGAGGAGUUCUGGGACAACGUCCGGCGGUACGUCCUGUACGCGCUCACGGUCAGCACCGGAGCCAUCUACACCAUAUCGCAGCCUAUCAUUGAGCUGCUGAAGAACCCCAUCACUGCCGUUCUCAUCGUCGUCUUGUUGGCCGGCGCUUUCUACCUCUUGUCUCAGGUGCUGAGCGCCAUGGUCGGUAUCUCCGAGUUCUCUUAUGACUAUGCAUAUUGAGUCGCUCGGUGUUUGACAUGAUUGGUGAUGAAUGCUGCAAUCUGUUUCUCCUUCCCCUGCUGAAUCCAUUAGCAUGUAUCUUUCCUGAUCA